Messenger RNA from Symbiodinium natans, 1155 nucleotides. The record is from the annotation of a GenBank genome assembly. NCBI's taxonomy places the organism in Eukaryota, Dinophyceae, Suessiales, Symbiodiniaceae.
AUGCCGUACCUCGAAGAUGGCGAAACCUGGUCUGCAGACUACGAUGUCGCGGAAGAUGGCAUGGCAGAGAACAGGCCGGGUCACCGGAAGUUCUCCUCGUACCGGCUACCCGUUUGGGCCAAGCAUCCCCUCACCCAUCCCUUCAACGGCAUCAUCACCGGCCCAAGGGACUACAUGUACGCAGCGGGAGAUGGCUUCGUGAACCCCCUCGGCUGGUCGGAUGCCCACAUUGCCUGUAAGUAUGGGGACGUGACCAUGCUGGAGAGGAGCACGCCGGAGGCCCUCAGCCGGCCCACCUCCAUGGGAGAUCUUCCGGCCCACUAUGCUGUGAUGUACGGCACCCCCUGGUGCCUGGCAAAGCUCGUGGAACUUGGCGCUGACACGAUGUCGUGCAACAACGCGGGCGACACCCCGGAGACGAAGAUCUGGAAGGUCAAGGAGCUCCACGCGCAGGAGCAGGAGUGGCUGUUCCAGGCCCUUAAGGGUGAGCUGAGCGAGAAGAAUUCGGUGAAGUCGCAGGAGUACCACCUCGUGAAGCACCGGGCCAUGGGGAAUGACCCAGUUGUGACAGAGAGGUUAGACAAGGACCUCCUGAAGGCACGCAAGUACAAGUUCGGGCUGGGUGAGUACGUGAAGCCGUAUGAAGUGCCCGAGCACAUUCUGCAGCGUCCGCUGGACCUGCCCAUGUCGAAGGUCGAGCUGCCCGUGAAGAAGGAGCCGCCUCUUCCGGUCGCGCUCCUGUUUCCUGGCCAGGGCUCGCAGUAUGUGGGCAUGUUGAAGGACGUUAUGGAACGCCCUGCCGUCAAGAGUAUGCUGAGCCGCGCGCAGACCAUCCUAGGAUGGGACCCACGUGAGCUUUGCCUCAAUGGCCCUGCGGAGAAGCUGGAAGAAACCCAGUACUGCCAGCCCAUCAUGUUCUUGGCUGGAUUAGCUGCCGUGGAGGUGCUCCGCGAGACUAGGCCGGAUGUGGUGGACCGGCCAUUCUGCAUGGCUGGCCUCUCCCUGGGCGAGUACACGGCCAUCGCGGCUGCAGGGGUGCUGAGUUUCGAAGACGGCCUCAAGCUGGUACAGCUGAGAGCAGAGGCUCUCUGCCGCGAUUUCCUCUUCAGAGUCUGCGGAGUCAUCCUACAUAUGGAGCUAGAGUUCGAGCUAUGA